Triticum turgidum subsp. durum (durum wheat) is the source of this 858-nucleotide messenger RNA. NCBI's taxonomy places the organism in Eukaryota, Viridiplantae, Streptophyta, Magnoliopsida, Poales, Poaceae. The record is from the annotation of a GenBank genome assembly.
AUGGCGGCGUGCCGGGGAUUCUUCGAGUGCCUGCUCAGGCUGCUCAACUUUUUCCUCACCGUCGCCGGCCUUGCCAUGGUCGGCUACGGGAUCUACCUGCUCGUGGAGUGGAUGAGGAUCUCCGGCGGUGGCGGAGGGGCACCGCCGUCUCCGGCCCCGCCGGCUGAGUUGCUUACGUUCGGCCGCCCGAUGCUCACGGUCGUGGCCCUUGGAGAAGGAGGCAGUUUCUUCGACAAGCUACCCAAAGCAUGGUUCAUCUAUUUGUUCAUUGGUGUUGGUGCUGUUAUCUUCGUCGUUUCUCUAUUUGGCUGCAUUGGAGCAGGGACAAGGAAUACGUGUUGCUUGUGUUGUUAUUCUUUCUUGGUCAUAUUAUUAAUCCUUGCUGAGGCUGGAGGUGCUGCAUUCAUAUUCUUUGACCAUAGCUGGAAAGAUGUAAUUCCAGUGGAUAAGACACAAAACUUUGAUGCCAUGUAUGACUUUCUGAAUGAAAACUGGAAGAUUGCAAGAUGGGUUGCUCUUGGUGUUGUUGUUUUUGAGGUAUUGCUUUUCUUGUUAGCUCUUGCUGUCAGGGCAAUGAACAAACCUGCCGAGUAUGACAGUGAUGAUGAAAUCAUUGGAACUGCUCGAAGCACUAGCAUCCGUCAGCCUCUCAUCCAUUCCCAGAAUGCUCCGGCUACUGGUGUUCCCGUCCCAACACUUGAUCAACGUGCGAGCAGAAAUGAUGCAUGGAGCCAAAGGAUGCGAGAGAAGUAUGGUCUGGACACAAGCCAAUUUACUUACAACCCAUCAGAUGCAACCAGAUAUCAGCAAAAUGGGGCACCUCCAGCUGAAGAAAGGAGCCGUUGCACUGUAAUGUGA